UAAUUUUGCUUUUGUAGUCAAGGCUGAAAGAAAGGUGUAAUACUAGUAGGAUAGAGGGAGAAGAGAGAGGCUGGACUUUGAGCUUUAGUCAGAAAAAAACCAACCCGGGUUUUCUUUCUUUCUAUCCUGUUUCUUUGCUUCUCUUUUUCCCUCUCUCUUUCUUUCUCUCUCAUAAACCGCCUACAUACCAUGCACUUCUUAAGUUAGCAAAGAGUUAAAGGUACUAUAUGUGUGCUUGAAGCAGCUGCAGCCACCUUUUCCUUUAUUAUUUUUUUCUCACUGCCUUCAGUUAAAGUAGCUAUAGCUAGAUAGGGAAUUCUGCUGUUUUCCAUGGUUAAAGCAGGGUCUUGGAUUUUGCUGUGAUAUAGAGAAGAAUUAAACUCGGACAUGCUCAGUUGUGGACUGUUCCAUAAAAAGGGAGUAGUUGCAACAUUUGAAGGCAUCAUCUGGUUACAUCAAAAGAGAUAGCGCAAACACACACGCGCACAGAAUCGGUCACACGUGUCAGGAUGAGUAAGAUGAGCAACUUGAGUUCUGUAAGCAGUUCUGAUCUGAUAGAUGCCAAGCUUGAAGAGCAUCAGUUGUGUGGAUCCAAGCAGUGCCCCGGUUGCGGACACAAGUUUGAAGGGAAGCCGGACUGGCUAGGCCUACCAGCAGGAGUGAAGUUUGAUCCCACAGACCAAGAACUAAUAGAACAUCUUGAAGCCAAAGUGGAGGCAAAGAACAUGAAAUCACACCCUUUGAUAGAUGAGUUCAUUCCCACUAUUGAAGGAGAAGAUGGAAUUUGUUAUACCCAUCCUGAGAAACUUCCAGGAGUAACAAGAGAUGGAUUGAGCAGGCACUUUUUCCACAGACCCUCAAAGGCUUACACAACUGGGACAAGAAAGAGGAGAAAGAUUCAAAACGAGUGUGACUUGCAAGGUGGAGAAACCAGGUGGCACAAGACUGGUAAGACCAGGCCAGUGAUGGUGAAUGGAAAGCAAAAGGGUUGCAAGAAAAUUCUUGUCCUCUACACCAACUUUGGGAAGAACAGAAAGCCUGAGAAAACCAACUGGGUGAUGCACCAAUACCAUUUGGGGCAGCAUGAGGAAGAGAAAGAGGGGGAACUUGUGGUGUCGAAGAUAUUCUACCAAACACAGCCAAGGCAGUGCAAUUGGUCAGAUAGAAGUGCAACAACUGGUGAAGGAAGUGGAGAACCUAACAACAGUGGUAGAAGGGACAGUGGAAGUGGAAGCUGUUCUUCAAAGGAAAUUGUUACUCACAGAGAUGAGAUGUCUGCUGUUGUUGGUGUUCCUCCAAUCACGAGUUUCACUCAUCAUCACCCCUUGGAUAUUCAACACCUAAAACCCGAUCAUUUUAGCUUCAUCCCUUUCAGGAAAAGCUUUGAUGAGGUUGGAAUAGGAGAGGCUUCCACAGCAAGAGAAGUGGUGCAAGCAUCAGGUUCAUGUGAAGAAGUGCAUGAAAGGCAACGACCACAACAUGUAGCUCAUCAUCAUCAACAACAACAUCAACAGCAUCAGCAUGCUCAUCAUCAGAUUUCAAACUCAGCUUUUCAUAUCAGUAGGCCGUCACAUCCCAUCUCUACAAUUAUCUCCCCGCCUCCCCUCCAUCACACAUCCAUCAUUCUUGAUGACAACUCUUACCAUGUCUCUAGAAUAAUGCUCCAAAAUGAAAAUUUCCAGCAACAGCAGCAACAACAUCAUCAUAAGCUUGGAGGAAGGUCUGCGUCUGGUUUGGAGGAACUCAUCAUGGGUUGCACUUCAACUGAAAUCAAAGAGGAGUCGUCAAUCACAAACCCUCAAGAAGCUGAAUGGUUGAAGUACUCUUCUUAUUGGCCAGAUCCAGACAACCCGGAUCACCAUGGGUAGGAGAGGGAGAGCAAAAACAAAACAAAAAAGUAAGGAAAAAAAAAGAAAAAAAAGAAGAAAAAAAA
Molecule: messenger RNA, 1933 nt
Organism: Cajanus cajan (pigeon pea)
Lineage: Eukaryota; Viridiplantae; Streptophyta; Magnoliopsida; Fabales; Fabaceae
Gene: NAC075
Product: NAC domain containing protein 75
Biological process (GO): regulation of DNA-templated transcription
Cellular component (GO): nucleus
Molecular function (GO): DNA-binding transcription factor activity; transcription cis-regulatory region binding
Source: RefSeq, a predicted model, not a curated record